GUUGUUUCUUGUCUGUCUGCUCUGUUGUUGACGGGAGGUGACACUCGACUGUGACUGUGACUGUGACUGUGACUGCACUGCGACUGCCUACUCCAUUCAUCGCUACAUUCAAUACCUCAGAUCUCAGGUAUGCAUCCUCAACCCCCCGACGUUAUGAUCACGUCCAACAGUCCAGUCCAGUCUGUCAGUCAGUCAGUCAAUCAGUAGACUAAUCUCAUCUCAUCCUAUGACUCUUCAGAUCUGGACCAACCGACCGCCCCACCUCGCAGCGUCGAUCCACCAUUAUCACCACCACCACCAUGUCCAACACGGUCAUCCAAACAGUCGAAGACCCCAUGCGGUGCGAACUAUCCCGAAAACCCAACCCCAAACCCAAAUCCCAAACAGGGGGCGCAGGCAGCGACUGCAUCCUCAAGCGAUUCUCGCAAUGGCUCUGGCCGGCCUGGAUGAUGGCGGGGCCGGAGACCCGCGACUCAUUAACAGAUUCAACCAACCGGGCAACAAAGAAAACUAGCACAUUCAUCUCUACCUCAACCUCAUCCUCUCCCACCUCCGCCUCCGCCUCCGACACAAAAUGGGGCUCGACGUGCGAUCGCCAGAAACCGCGCUGUUCGCAUUGUCUAGACCAGCAGAUCCUGUGCUUCUACGUGGCGCCGCCGGUGCGGCGCUCCACGACGAUGAAGCGCGCGGCGGUGUCUGCGGCGACAAAGGCGCGGGCGGCGCAUGUGGAGGUUGUGAAUUCGAAUUCGACGUCGAGGGGGUUGUUGGCGAAUUAGCGGAGAGGGGCGGGGAUGGAUGGAUACAUGGAUCGAUCUUAUUGGACUACUUUAUGAUUUACUUAGCUGUUAUAUACAAAUUUCUUUUCUUUUC
Messenger RNA from Aspergillus heteromorphus CBS 117.55, 870 nucleotides. RefSeq lists its product as uncharacterized. Gene Ontology annotation, biological process: regulation of DNA-templated transcription. Bases 300 to 776 code for a protein of 158 amino acids. The record is from RefSeq and is a predicted model, not a curated record. Gene Ontology annotation, molecular function: zinc ion binding; DNA-binding transcription factor activity, RNA polymerase II-specific. Lineage: Eukaryota; Fungi; Ascomycota; Eurotiomycetes; Eurotiales; Aspergillaceae. The transcript is spliced from 2 exons.